Stegodyphus dumicola is the source of this 408-nucleotide messenger RNA. Its product is annotated as histone-lysine N-methyltransferase SETMAR-like. Lineage: Eukaryota; Metazoa; Arthropoda; Arachnida; Araneae; Eresidae. The record is from RefSeq and is a predicted model, not a curated record.
AUGUUUAAGAACGGACAUAUAGAUAUUGACGACACUGAGCGCGAUGGACGACCAUCAACUGCCAUAAAUUCUGAAAUGUCUGCUGGAGUGAAUGAAUGCAUUCUUGCAAACAAACGCAUAACAAUAGCCGAAAUCUCUAAUGAACUGGAUAUUUCUUAUGGAAAUGUACACAAAAUUACUGCCGAUCAACUUCAAUUUCAAAAAGUUUGUGCUCAACGGGUGCAUCGUCUAUUGACGGAGGAACAUAAAGGGAAGCUUUUUGAAAUUGCGUUGAAAUUUCUGCAAUGUUACCAAAAGAAAGGAAAUCAGUUUUGGGACAAAAUUGUGACCGGAGAUCAGUCUUGGAUUCACCACUUCUCACCUGAAACGAAACGCAACUCCCUCAAGUGGAAACAUUCCACUUCCUAG